AUUGUGCUCAUUUUCAAGAUAUGGGCCGCAAGAAAAUCGAAAUAAAAUUUAUUAAGGAUGAGAAAAAUCGUUUGGUCACAUUUGCUAAGCGUAAAAGUGGUUUAUUCAAGAAAGCCUAUGAACUGAGCGUGCUGUGUGAAUGUGAAAUCGCCCUGCUGGUGUUUACACGUAGUAAUCGUCUAUAUCAGUACGCUAGUGUUACUGUGGAUCACGCUUUACAACGACUAAAAAAACAUCACCGUGCGAAUGAAUUCCUUAGUAAUUCUGACAUGGAAAGGCUGACAAAACGCCGUAUGAGACCAAAUUGUAAUGGCCUCGGGAUUACACCUCAACAGCCUUAUUCGAAUAUUAAGAAUGAAGAAAGCAACAAUGGUGAUGAUGAUGACGAUGAGGAUGAAGAAGAAGAAGAGGAGGAGCAGAAUUCUAUGCUGAAUGUAAAACAAAUGAACAACAACUGCAACAACACCAUCUGUCAGGUUGUCGAUGUGAAAAAACAAGAAUUUGACCAGGUUGAUAUGCAAUCAUCUAAUGUCAGGUUUGUCAUUGACACGCAGCCAACAUUUAAUAUCCAUUCUCAACGAUCAAUGACUAUUGUGGGAGAAAAUCAUAUGCGGCCGGUAAACACCUUGAGUUUACCACCUAAUCCUCUGAUUUCAUCAACAAACACAACGACAAGCGAAUAUUUAACCCAUAUUCAACCCGUUCUUUCUUCAUAUACAUCCAAUACGCAACUCCCGUUCUCCUCCGAUUCACACUUAGUUCAGUAUCACAGACCAUUACACCCAUCAACUGAGUGUUCUUCAACAGCCCCGUUUACCUGCAACAACCAUAUUAUCAACUCAAAGCCGUUGUCUGCUGCUUCGCUGAAGUCAACCAAUCAACCUCUAAAUCAAGGUAACAACAUUCUGCUCUCAGACCAACCAUCUAUGCCUUACCUUAUUCAUCAUUCAUCUAGUGCUCACUCAGUGCUACCAGCGAAUUGUUCAAAUAGAAACAAUGGACACUUAGUUGACGAUUCAUUUAUGAAUAGUUCUUUGACACAUUCUUACUGUAAUGCAACUGUUAUGAAUUCAAGUGCCUCUCAUAAUUUUCCUACUUCAAAUACAUCGGGUCCAACACAAUGUACAUUAUUAACACCGGUUCCAUAUACCCAAGAAUUGAAAGCUGAUCAACCUAUUUUCAUCUUAUCAUCCGUUGUUACUAAUAAUACCAAUCAUAAAAUUCUGAAUGCAAAUUUAAACUCUUCAAUUACUGUUAAAUCAGAAAUGACCUCCGAAAAUGAGCUCCAAGAUAUGCCGCGUGUAACUGAUGAACAUAAUUUUUCAGGACUCCAUGAACAGCAUAGACAAAUGAAUGACUACAGGUCAGAUGUUUACGAAAAUCGUAUCAAUCAUUUUGCGUCAAAUUCCAUGAAUAAUAUUGACAAGUCUAUAUCAUCAACAACAGCAAAAGCCUGUUCUGCGCGUACUUUUACACCAUCAGAACCUGAUAUAAUCUCACAAUGCAAUGCUUCAAACAACCCUAUAUCCGAGUCAUCAGUUUUACUGGUUAGAAGUUCUGAUGCCUCGUCUCAAACACCCUCCGAUAUUGUUGAUUUGGACUGUUUAUCCUCUUCAGCAUCAACAUCACUUUCCACAGUAAUACUGACUACAUCAAAAAUGUCAACUACAAACCAUGACAGCCAUACAAAUAAUGAUAAUAGUAAUAAUGUGGAUGAUAAUAACAGUUCGAAUGAAGUAAAAAGUUCAGGCAGUGAAAUGACAGCAAAUGAAGAAAGUUCCAGUAAUUCUGCUGUUGUACCGCAACAUCAACAACAGUCACGUCAAAGAAAAAUUCCAGCAAUGAAGCAUUUGCAGUUACCCUCCACUUGCAGUUCUACACUUCUGCGACAAACUAGUAUUCCCAAGGGUUACUUUUUAUCAACGCCAGAAGUAAUAAAUGAACUUGGUCGUUUAGAUGGUCAGCGAAAUACAAAUUCAUCAGUAGAUAGUCCAGAUGUUCAUCCACUUAGUCAUGCAAUGUCUCCUGCUGAUUUGAUUUAUCGAUUAGGAUUACACCAACUCUUAUCAUUGUCACCGGCUCCUCCGAAUUCUCGUGAACCACCACCUUUCCCUCCCAGUCAAAGUCCGACACCUAGUUCAUUACCAUCGAACUCAAACUCUGGAAACCUUCAGAAUACUCAAGCUUCAAUAGUCAAUCAGUCAUCAUGUGCGGAUAUGUUACCUACCAAUUGUGAAUUUUCUGAAGGUGUCAGAAUACUUGUUCGGUCAGUUUUGCGCACAAGAGACCUAGAUCUUAUAGCGCCUCAGGACUUCACUCAAGGGUGCUUCUGUCUAUCCUGAGUUCUGCCUCCGUUAAUUACUGUGUGAUAUGGACACCAUUUGAUGGUCCAUGAAUUUUACAAGACCUCUCAUCCUACUUCCAAAUGUCAUGACAAUACAGCCAACCAACGUCAACUCUCGAGUGCUAACAGUUGUCGCUUUCUGAACUUACACUGUAGUUGUGGUGGACAGUACCGAAGAGAUGUCAUUCAGGUAACCAAUUAUUAUCCAUAACACUGGAAUUACUAUUUCGUAUUAUAAAGCAUAACUUUUCGUAUUCGUGUAUCGUUGUGUCUAUUUUAGUUAACUAUAAUUAACUUGAUAUUUUGGUUUGCUUGACAUCUCUUUGGGUCCGCUAGAAAUGACAGGCUAAGUGAGAAAAGAUAAACGUUUGGAAAGCACUUUUAAAAUGCCAUAUGUCGCACACAGACGUUUUACAACCUAAGGGCUAUCUUUUGCCGGUUGUGAAAUGGUCUUUGAUCGCCUUCCAGAGCAGUUCUAACAAUGAGGAUGACCCUGCGUACCGCAACGGAGGUCGAAGGCUUCCUUUCAACUCCUGCAUAAACCGAUAGCCACAGUCAUCCACGAGACCCCAGAAGAAAAUACAUUCAUACUAUCCAGCGAUGAUUACGGUAGUUGAGAUACAUGAGGUAGUGUUGAAUACUAACAGGGACAGUCUUUAUGCUUCUGCUACGCUCAUUAAAGAUUCGUCCCGAUUAGCGGACGUCAAAUUCAGAUGCCAGGGGCUCAAAUUAGAAUUUCUACACCUUUAUAUGGAGAGAGUCAAGCAGAUUGUUUUGACUCAGCAAAGACUGCAGAAUCUGCCUUGGGAAAAAUCCUCGCUCUCAUGGUUCUGCUGGAACUUGUCGGAUAGCAGUAUCUCCUUUUACUUUAUCAAGCAAUCCUCCACAGUCAGUUUCCACAGAAAUGGUGCUUUUUCAGAAUCUCGUUAAACUACUUCACGGUAAUAUGUGAAGACCCAAAGGCAAAAUGGAGGAAAUACUAUCCUUUUGUUCCUACCUUCUUCCCAAAUCACAAUCCUUACAAACUUGGUCUUCGUUGCACAUUAGUGACACGGAAUCGAGCAUUAACUAUAUGCCUCCGCUCAGGAGAGAUAGGAAGUAAAAGGAGUAAUCAGAAGCUGGGGCGUACAUGAGAAACCAGUUUAAAAGCGACCAUACUACUGACGCUGACCCUACAGAGCUUCUAGACCAGGUCUUGUGCCACCUCACAUUCAUAUACUAAGUACCUGGUAGCGAGAGUCUGCCAACCUCCUACUGGGGAUAUGGAACGCAAGUAGCACCUACUUCAAAUGAUAUACACGGUGUCAACUAUUUGGUACCACCAGGUCAUCAAAGUGUGUGAUUCUUACGGCCCAACAUUCAAUCUUGAUCGAAGAUUCCUAAUCGCCAUUGAAAAAGCUGGGCUGAAUAAAAAGAUGGGAGAUGAGAAUCGUUAAUUCUAAAGGGAAGGUCAUCAAAAAGAAUUGUCUUCUCGCUGGCGACUACCCAAUAAUACAGAACGGUGAGUUUAAACUGCCUCUAGCAGCAGUGAUCGUGGUAUGACAGUGUUUGAUCUGAAACUCAGCAAACAACGGCAACCUGCUGAGGCCUAGGAUACCAAACGUUUCCUCUAAACAUUUAUAUCACAUUUUUUCCUUUCAAUUUGUUUCGAUCGUUUAAAUAUUUCCUUUAAACAUAUUUUGUACUCUUGCACAUCUGAAAAAUGUACAAGCAACUUGCCGUUUCUCUAGCUAAUAAUAAAACGGAGAAAAAAUGUCACACUUUAUGGAACGGAACUUUUCAGUGAGCUAAAGCGCAUCACAUUUCUUUAUCUCAGAUACUUAGCCUGAUUUACUUAUUCUUGUACUGGCUGAGUGAACUGUUGCUACUAACUUAAGCUUGCAUUUUUGUUGCUUCUUCAUUAUGGACCGGGCGAUAAUCCAAAAUCAACUGGCUCCUUCACAAUGUUGCCUUGAAUACUGUUAUUAUUAACAUCAUUCAAGUGUAAUAAUAAUUCCGCUUGAAAACAUUAUUCUGGAGUUAUUUUGUUGAAAAAUUACAUGCUGAGGCUUUCACACUGUAAAAUACAUAUUUUUUGGAAUAUGGUUAUUAUUAUUAUUAUUGCUAUAGUGGAAGUGCUUUUGUAGUGAUGUUUGGAACUACAUGGAUGUCAACUAAGGCACUGGAUAGAGGGCAUAUAGCGUGAGGUACUGACACACUCCUAGGUCACGUUCGCCUCAGUCAGUUAGUCUUAAGAUGCGUUCUAAGGAGCGGUUAUUCUGUUUAGCGUGACAAUGGCCUAAAGAUAGUGUUUUCAGCUAUAGGCAAGAUGUCUGACGAUGUAACAGCAGUGUUUUACAGAGUUAUGAUGUUUAAGCAUUUUAGCAGUUGAAAUGCAUUCCAAGAAGCGUUUUUAAAGUUCGAUAAGGCACUGUAACAGAAGAAAUCAGGUUUUUAUGAACUGGUAAUUGCACAUUAGGAGGCUAAUACGCACUAUAUAGUUAAGGUUAGUCGGAGAAAUGACAGUUACGCGGUACUGCGAUAUGACUUUGGUAUAUAUAUUUGUACCUUCAAACAGAAAAGGCGUAAUAGAUCAAGUGGUAUUAGAAUGAGAAUCCCAUAGGUGCUUUCUUUAGUGUUAAUUUACAUUCCCAUAAGUUUAAAUACAUGGAAUGCCACUAAUCUUUCUGUGUUAGACGCGUGAACAAUGAGCUGGUAGUUUCAUGCAUUAAAGGAAAACACAGUCAUUUGUGUACACUGAAGUCCAUUCGAAGACACCUGUUGGAAAGCGAAAUACUGUAUAUUAAGCCUUUCAUGGAGCGCAAUACAUCUAUAUUUGAAUUAUUACAACCUCAACCUUUGAGGAUGAUUACGAAACAAUAAAAUUAAGAAAUGAUUGUCAAUCUAGAAAACUCUAUGUAAUUAUUAGGUUCCUCAUUGUAAUUGUAGUAAUAAAGCUUCCUAUUUCUACACACCUGUUCUGAUUCCAUCCUUGGAGAAUUGGUCCUAAUUAUCUAACUGAAUGCUUUACAUAUAUACUUAGCAACUCAGAUUAUGAGUCUUUUAAAUAGGUAUAAUAUAACGCGGUACUUCCAAGUACUUCGUCAUUUCACACCUCAAGAACUUAUUAAGACUGUCAUUUCAGAAAACUGCAGCAUUUAGAAAAUUGUUUACUUUGGCGAAUAGCAUAAAUGAUAGUUUUACAAAGUUUGUAAUGACCAUUUCUUCUUACUCUUCCUCAUUUACCACCAAGUUCAGUAUCCUUCCGCCUAAAAUUGAAUUUUAACAUAAGGUACGAGUGGAUAACGGGGAUAUAUAAUUUUCCGCUGGUAUAAGAUGAAGCAACCAGUCACCAACGUGUUCUUCAUUACAGCAUUCUCAGUUGUCUAUAUGAAUAUACACCGGCUUCAACAUACAAUUUUAGGUUGCUUAAGCAACCUCUCCUUUUGUGUUAUUCAUUUAACAGACAUUAUCAAACCACCUAUUGGUAACAUUAAUUUAUUAAUGAGACAUCCGAAUAAGCCAGUGUGUUACGAACAGCAGAGUUGGUAUUAAAACUCCAUUCACCUUCAAUCCUAUUAAAUGGGUUAGCAUCAACCAACCUUUUGGAUGGCUUCGUACCGUUUAAUAACAUUUGGUUUAUCCUGAAAUGGGCGCUUCAACCUAAAAUUCACAUAUUAUGCAGGUAUUCUGCAGCAAAAACAAAAUAUAUCCUAAAUAAUUAUGUGCGUGCAUGCGUUAAUAGCACAUAAAUUUCACUUUUUUUUCACACUUUCAACACUUCUCGGCACACAAAAUCAAGAUUUAUGCUGUUAAAUAUACAGUAUAAGUAAUAUUUUAACCAAACGAAAACGCCUGGCGAUCUUCCUAAUCAACUGAUUAUGCACUAUAUAUCCAAUCCCGUCAACUAAUAUCUAUCAGUAUUAUAAGUUGCAGUCAGUUUUGAUAUUACGACAGAGACUUAUGUCCUCCCCUCUGUAGCAUCUGGGACCAUUCAAAUGUAAAUUUCUUCACCAUUAUCAGUUUGGUAAUGCCUGUAAACCGGCUUGUCUCUUGCUAAAUUCAUAAUUUCAGAAUCCAGUGUCCAAUAUCUGUCUAACGAACUUUUCUAAACUCGUCUAUUUCUUGGUGCUCACUUCUAGAACUUGCAGAACGGUUCUAGGUCUGGCGGAUUUCGAUGCAGUAGAUCCAGCCACUUGUCUACUACAACUCUAGUAUACUCAACAGGUGUUUGAGUGUUGAUUACUUCUCCUGACACUGUGGUGGAGUUGGGCUCUUCACAUGUUGACUCGCCAGACAGUUGUUCGAACUGUUCGUUAAACAGAGUUGGAGGUAUUGAAGAGAUCACUUAGGAAGACAAAUGUAUGUGAGUAGAAGACGAAGAAAAGUGAAAUGAAGGAGUGACCAACUCACAUCCAAGUAAAACGAGAGGUGUUCAAAGACAUGCAGAAAUUAGGUGAAUGAGGUUAAAUCAUAGCGAAUAGGAGGGAUAGAAAAAACUCAAGUGAGUAGAGUAAGAAGAGAAUUAGUGUAGGGGUAACAGUAUUAGAGUGGUGUGACAGCAGUUGGUUUCUUCGUUUCAGUUCAUAUUCUAACAGGACGAGGGCAAACCGUGGGUCACUGCACAACUGUCUAGCUUUUUCUGGAAACUGUCGAUAGUUGGAGUAGAGGCUACCUCUGAAAGUAGUGGAUUCCAGUGGCCGAAAACUUGAAGGGGGAAGGAGUGUGAACACACAAAAGGUCUAGACCUUGGUGAGAAAGCCUCUUCGGAAUCCCACGAAGAUUACCAUGGUGGCCACUUGGUAGUAUCCCUCUGCUUGGGUGAUGUGUGUCAUCUAGUGUUUUGUAAGCCGCUACCAAAUCACCUCGCGAUCUUCGGUAACUAGCAGAAUACAGGCCUAGGUCUUUUGGCCUAUCCUCGUAUGGUUUUGAUGCCUCUCUACAAUACCCUUUGUGGCUCAGCUUUUAACAUUCUCCAGAAGGUUCACGCUUCUUUUCAGGUAUAGUGGAGCGAAGGCGUUAGAGACCUCAAAAUGGGGUGAUAUGCAGGUCCCCUAGGGUACCAGAAACAGCUCUACGCCCAAAGUAUGGUACAGCGCAUGCUUUUGAGGCAUCUUCUGGAUAGUACAGACCAGUGUCCAGCUUCUCCGUUACCAUUAAACCCAGGUUUGUCUCCCCCUCAGCAUGAGAAAGAUGUGAACCACAGAGAGAGUAAGAAAACUUUCUGUGGAUCAAAGACACGGAAAAACUUGGAUUGGAUCCGAGUCAGUUGCCGAUUCGUAUUUUUUUGCCCACCACUUAGUGUCUAAAGGUCAUCAUCCCGUGCAGUUGGUUAUGUUCAGCACUCUGAUGCUCUCCAUAACGUGAUAUCACCAGCGUAACGAAGAAUAGUAUCCCUGAUAUAUAGCGAGAGGUCAUCCAUGAACAGUAGGGACAAAUACGAGUCCGGAAUUGCUCCCUGUGAUACACCGCACGAUGAUACUCUCCAAAAUGAAUAAACCCUGUUGACUUUCGUCCGGAGCUCACCACCGUCUAAUUAAUUCUGCGACCACAAUAACACCUGGUUGUGGGUACCCAGUGUUGCUAUUUUGUGCGUUUAGAUGGCAUGUGAGACCAUGUCAAAGAUAGGCGAACAAUAGCGCAGAUUGAGAUCUUGAGGUACCAGCACGCUUUACAGUGAUCAGUGGAUGCCAGGAGGCUUUAGGCACAGGACCUACCUUUUCGGAAGCCGUGAUGGACGAAAUCGAAUACUUGCUUUUUCCUAUGUAUUCCCUGAUGUGCUUGUCUAUCACACUUUCUAUAACUUCUGAUAUUACUGGUUAAAGUGUUAUGGGUCGGAAACGGUUCGGCUUCUGCAUGUCUUCUCCUUUGAAGAAAGGGGAAAGGAUGGGGCAUUUCCACUCCCAUGAGAGCCUCAGUUCAUCUAAGGAGUUUUAGGAAACGUUGCUGAGUAAAUGAAUGUUUUAUUCUCACAUUAGUAACUUAAUAUGACAAAAGCCAGUUUACAGGCACCACACUGAUAUAUAUCGAAAAAUCCACAAGAUUUUACGAGCUCUGGAUGUUACAGUUGGUAUGUCAUUAAAUUCUAUUAAAAACAGCAAAAGAUCAUGCUGGUCAUGAAACAAACGAGAAAAUAUCACUUUUCAGCGUAUACAGAGUGUUAAAAUUUAGAUAAUAAAGAUUAUCCUAACAUAAUAGAUCAAUAAACGAUCAUCAAACUGAUAAUUCAUGAAAGUUUACGAAAUGUUAUUAAGUAUUAAAUAAUUCACAUAUCAAGUUAUUGAUGUGCACAAUCUUAUUACAACUUACUGUAAUUCAUUAGACUGGUAUGGAUUUUUAUCUCCCUUCACACAGACAGGUCCCACUACUGGGAACGAAACCGCGCAGUGUCCGAAGUUUGCGUUAUAACCAGUUGACGUUGUUAUUCCAUUUCCAUAGUUUGUUAUUUAGUAAUACAACCCUCUAUUCUUUUAAAAAUUCCUGAGUUUAUAGGUUUGCUAACCAGAAAGGACUCAUUUAUACGAUCUGAAGUAUCGGUAAAGUAUCCACAGUUGUGUAACCAAGGUGACUGUCUAAAUCAAAGCAUUGCCAGGUCACCAUGAGUAACCCUGCUGCGUCAUUUAACGUUGGCGGCUGUUAAGACUGUGGGUACACGUGCUGGUGUGAUGGGAUGCUGAGCUGCAUGUCAAAGGUAGUAGCUAACAUUUCGGCGAUCUCCUGUUCGGAGAGGUUUUCUCCAUUCUGUCGUUUGAUGACCCAUGCUCCUUGGCUUGUAGAUUUUCCGUUCGCCAUGAAUCUGCAUAUGUUUUCGAGGUUUACCGCAAACUUCCGGACGAAACUGGGCUGCAACGACCUCUUGUCUCCACGCAUACUGAUGUUGCACCGAUUUUGUAGGAGUUGCUGUUACCACAAAGAGGAAUCUUUCCGAAAUCGCCACUUUAUUGAUAUCUCUAACUAGUGCUCAGUGCUGGCCAGCCGGCAAGGAGCGCCUAUCUACUGCCUAUGAAGUUAUCGACAGAUGUUUUCAACCAAUAGAUGGUCACUAUUUGGCAUAUAAUCAAGCCUAGAUGAUUUUCCGCCUGGCCUCCAGUCGGUACCGCCCCUUAUCUUUUCGUGCAACCCAGCCAUUUGGGUAGUGUUCGGCAGGUUUCGGUCUAACUUCCGGCCAGGAAACGGACUGCCCUGCCGUGAGCUGAAAGUCGGGAUGUUGGAGUGACCAGGUAUUAGGAGGCGGUCACAAUCUC
Molecule: messenger RNA, 9567 nt
Organism: Heterobilharzia americana
Lineage: Eukaryota; Metazoa; Platyhelminthes; Trematoda; Strigeidida; Schistosomatidae
Source: the annotation of a GenBank genome assembly